UGGCACAGAUAUUUCUACGUGUGAAUCCGUUUUUGAUUCGCCAGCGACCGUCGCGCUCUGUCCCUGCGAUAGAAGUUUGACACUUCGACCUUACGUGACCUUUUGUACGCUUCUGUCUUACGAGAACUGCGUGGAAGAGACGUGUCCACGGCGCACGACUUGAAGAAAUCUAAACGUAUCGUGGCAACUUCGCAUUCGAGGGAUCCGAACGUGGUCCUACCGGAUUUCGCAGCCACGUCCUUGACAGCUCGAUGACGUCACCAGGAGGGCGUCAUCGAAGACGACAGGAGAACUCGCAGGUCGUGGACGCCACGUCGUGUCAGGGGUGCUGGGGUCCAAGAACGAGUACCACUUCGUUCACCGCGCCGUGCCCCGGGCCCGCACCAAGCGAAGCAUCCCGCACAUGCGCAAACUCCGGGCCGACCCGCAGGUGGAGACAGCUAUCCAGCAGACGGGCUUCAAGCGGGUCAAACGCGGCUACACGGAGCUCAAGCUCGGGCCUGAAAACCUGAGGCUUCAACGGGAGCCCACGGACCCUUACUUCCCGUACCAGUGGUACUUGAAAAAUGUCGGCCAGAACGGCGGCAAGCCCCGGUUGGAUUUGAACGUUGAGGCCGCCUGGGCUCAGGGAUUUACGGGCAAGAAUGUUACUACAGCCAUUAUGGACGAUGGGGUUGACUAUAUGCACCCGGACCUUCGGGACAAUUACAAUGCCAAGGCCAGUUACGACUUCAGUAGCAACGACCCCUUCCCAUACCCAAGGUACACCGACGAUUGGUUCAACAGUCAUGGCACGCGCUGCGCCGGCGAAGUCUCGGCCAAGAGAGACAACGGAGUGUGCGGCGUCGGUGUCGCUUACGAUUCUAAAGUGGCAGGCAUCCGCAUGCUGGACCAGCCAUACAUGACGGACCUGAUCGAGGCAAACUCUAUGGGCCACGAGCCCAACUUGAUUGACAUCUACAGCGCUUCCUGGGGACCCACCGACGACGGAAAGACCGUCGAUGGACCCCGCAAUGCCACCAUGAGGGCGAUUGUCCGUGGCGUGAACGAGGGUCGCCACGGCCUCGGCAACAUCUACGUGUGGGCGUCGGGCGACGGCGGGGAGGACGACGACUGUAACUGCGACGGAUACGCGGCUUCCAUGUGGACCGUGUCCAUCAACUCGGCCAUCAAUGACGGCGAGAACGCGCAUUACGACGAGUCCUGCUCGUCGACCCUGGCCUCCACCUUCAGCAACGGCGCCAAGGACCCGCACACUGGCGUGGCCACGACUGACCUGUACGGGAAAUGCACCAAGACGCACUCUGGGACAUCGGCAGCUGCACCCGAAGCCGCCGGUGUGUUCGCCCUCGCGCUGGAAGCAAACCCCGAGCUGACCUGGCGGGACAUCCAGCACCUGACCGUGCUCACCUCGAAGCGCAACUCGCUGUACGACAGCAAGAACCGCUUCCACUGGAAGAUGAACGGCGUCGGGCUCGAGUUCAACCACCUGUUCGGCUUCGGCGUGCUGGACGCCGGCGCCAUGGUGGCCCUCGCCAAGAUAUGGAAGACGGUGCCCGCGAGAUUCCACUGCGAGGCCGGGUCGUACGUCAAGACCAGUGAGUUCAAGGCUAACGAGAGCCUAAAGAUCUACCUGGACACGGAUUCGUGCGCCGGUACGGACACCGAGGUGAACUACGUCGAGCACGUGCAGGCCGUGAUCACCCUCAAUGCCACGCGCCGCGGAGACGUCAAGCUCUUCAUGGUCUCCCCGUCUGGAACGCGGUCUAUGAUCCUGAGCCGUCGACCGAACGACGACGACAGCCACGACGGCUUCACCAAGUGGCCCUUCAUGACCACGCACACCUGGGGCGAGAACCCGCGCGGUCGCUGGACGCUCGAGGCGCACAUGGACCGCGGCACCGGAGGCGCCAAGGACUCCGGUUCGGAUGACGCCGGAGGCGAGGCCCGGGGCUUCCUCAAGGAGUGGACGCUCAUGAUACACGGCACCCGGGACCCGCCCUACGUCGACCUGCCGGCGCACGACCACAACUCCAAGCUCGCCAUCGUCAAGAAGGCCCACGAGUCGACGCGUCGGGGAGCCGCGGCCCUCAAAGCGAGGUCCAGACCCUGAGGGGGCUCCCGCCGCGCACGCCAGCACUCCGGACGACGCCUAACGGAAAUGAAGCAAAAAACGAGACGACGAUGAAGAUGCACGACGCGCAAGGAACCGAGGGAAAAAAAAAAGAACGUACUGAGGAACCUGCCGGGAACCUCGAAGGCUAUCGGGAGACUGCAGAGCUCAAAUUUUGUUGGCUGUAGUCAGCGGGCGCGCGGCGGCCAUUUUUCGGCCAUCCCUAGAAAUGCGGGAAACGAGGCGCGCGAGACACCUUGCGCCCUCCCUCGGAGGGCGGGUGCUGGAACUUGCGUUAGCGAAGGGGCAUCGCAUUUAACAAAAUGUGAAUCUCCCCAAAAAACUCUUUUGUCAAUAAGAGUUUGAUUGAGAUUGAAACGACCAAAUCGGGAAACUUUUCUGUAAGUUCCUAGCUAUGUCGCAACAAUUUGAUAGCCUCGAUAGGUGAAUCGUUCAUAUUAGCAAAGUGCUGGAAGCUAGAUAUUUAUUCAUAAAUAACUGAACUUUGACGGAGAUGUUCCGAAAUGGGCCUUUAACAUACAUCAAUAAAAUUCUCAUUUUAGCUGCGUUGUUUAGAGAGAUUCGAUUUUUGUUUAAUUUCGAAGGCCUUUCAUUCAUGCAAGUGCUAUGUGAGCGAUCACCGAGAAAGGGAAUCGGGUGGCCCGUGCGCCUGAUGUCCCGCAUUUUUGGCCAAGCGAGCUCUUAACUAGCACUCUGAAAAAAAAAACAAAUUCGAGCUGGUCGGUGCAGAUUCAUCGUGGUGUCGUAGGCACCGAGUAGAACGCAGAAGGAAGAGGAUGCGACAGCAACGCCUUUGUCUGUCUUCAUCCUCUUGUGUUCUGCUUGGCAUCCAAGGCACCAUGAUGGACUCUGAACACCUUUAAUAUCAGGUGCGUCGAAUUUGAGCGUUGCAUCACCGCGUGUGAUUCGAAGCGCGCACCGUGGUGUCAAUGAUGACCAUGGUCGGUGCUACGAUCUCGCCUGAUCUCACCACGUUGUCUGGUGAACCAAGACAGAUUAAGGCAGGCCAUUCCAGCGUUUCACAACAAAAUGAGGCGAUGGGCUACAAGCGCAAAAACUCCUGUACAUACUCUAUAUAUACUCUAUAAUACUAUAAGGCGUGCACAGACAGCCUGAGUACUUGUGUUCUUAUAUAAUUUUUUUGUUUGCUGUUAUUCAUAAACUUUCAAAAAGCAAUUACUUUUGAAGUCUAUCUACAAGAAAAAUCUCAAAGGACGUUAACUCGUCAACGACUUGGAAGUCUUGAUUUUCUCUUGUCCAUGCAGCCCGGAAAAGCCGCUCCCGUCUGUCAUGGUGCACCGACAGCUGUGGAAUCCAGACCACCUGUCCUGCUUUCGGUACAGGGAAAGCUCGUUUUGUGAUGGCGAAUCACCACCCAAUGCAUUGCGCCCUAGCUUAGAAAAGCGAUCCGCUGUGGGGUCAUCUUGAGCCAUUGCACUUAAGCCAACUGCAGCCUACAAAUCUGAGCUCUGUAGUCGGAAAUCGGAAGGAUAUUUGUCUGCAAGCUGGUCUCCGACGAGAUUUCUUGCCUGAACCUGCAGCUUGUUUUUCUUUUUUAGAGCUUGAUGCACCGCAAGUUCUGAGCUCUACAGUGAUUCUGAACGCAAUUCAGAAACCCAUCAGCUCGGCUGAACAGAGUAAUAGAGGUUGCAAGACGGCGUUGUUCAUUCAAAGCAGCACCUACAGCAUGCAACAUUGUCUCUUAGGUUACACCAGAUAAGACUAACUUCUAAAGGCUCAAAGGCUAAAGUUUCUAGUUCAGAGAUUGCGACCUAGAGUUCCGACACAUUUUCAUUUCAUUUCAUUUCUUAUACCUUCAAGACCACAAGGUAUUACAGAGGGGGAGUGGGGUAAAAAAAAUACAUUACAAAGAAAACAAGGAAGGCAGCAAGUGAUGUAGUCACGUGUGGGGACCAAAGCGAUGGUGUCGAUUAUGGGCGUACGAAAUUGUGUGUGGUCUUCAAUAUCUUCCUUCCGCUGGUCCAUUCAUUGACAUUUGUAUCAUCCGCUGUCCCAAUAGGUUGUUGCCGUUCCUGUAAACGUAGGAAUAGGAACCGCCCUGUGACAACGAGCCUGGUAUUCGCAAGGACCACUUCCGUCGUACGAUCUCUUCAUGACCCUUCGGUGCGUAAGCACCAAAAAUUUAGAUGGCCAAGUCGGUAGGCAAGGCACCAACCGGUCACGCACAGAUCGUGUGCACGAAAAUCCUCGUUUACAGAACCUAGAUGCUGUGGGCAAAGCCACAGGUUAUCGUCGCCCCCCCCCCCCCCGCCUCCCUGCUUGAUGGAACCUAAAGAAAAGUUGAACUCCAUGCUGAGGCGCUGUGUUAGGAAGCUUUAUUGCCGUCGGGAACUGGUAUACUAUAAUGCUGAAGUUUGUUGGCCACUUCACAUUCUAGACAAGGUUCAAUACGAAACUACUUACAUUUUAUAACCGUGGCAACGUUUUUGCAUGCUUGAAACGACUGUCUUACUGCAAAGCAUGCCGUUGUGGAAGAAGGAAAAGGCGCAAGCUCUUGUGUUAUCUAACGGUGGUGCUGUGGAACUUGCGGUGUAGUAUGCUCGAGAAGAUGCGAGUGUGUGCUGCAUUCUUGUGACAAAUCUUGGGACGCACCAUAUCUUACGUGUUCUUCAGGCUGGAGCCCGCUCCUUCUCUGUAUCGAUUCACUUUGUUACCGUUGUCUCUUACAACGCUUUGUUAAGUUCAAGUGACCUUGAACUAUGAUAGAGAUAAAGAAAUCUAUCAGCCUAGAAGUACUUCUAAAGCAUACGGAACAAAACACGUGUUAUAUUUGCAAUCACAGGGAAGAAGAAAAACUCGCAUCGUCGUUUUGGGCGUUGGCUCUGGCUUGCCUCGUGAGCGGUACGAAGAAUGAAACAAUGUUGAAUGUGCAGUCUUUGUCGGAAGUAUUGAGGUAACGACACACGUCACCAAAGUAGUUGCUGCGAUGCUUUUAAAUGAAUUGGGGUGCGAACAGGAAAAGCGAAAUAUAGACCACGCGGACUGGUGCUGGUCUUCGCUGCGUUUAAGCCGACUGCUCUGCAGUUCGUUUCGAAGUGCCGCUACUAUCACGUUAACCUCUAAACUAGAGGCACACUGUCAAGUUUAAAGAUAACAUCCACACAAUUUCCUAGAGGAAUGACAAAAGCCGCGCUGUUUUUUUUUAUGUUUUCGCGGUUAUUCCUUUCGUCUAAAGGUAACAGCGACCGAAGUAAAAUUUACGGGAACAUUUUAUAGGCAACAUGUAUUGUUCUUAUAAAUUUCACUUCGAGCGAUGCUACAUUUAGAUGUGAUAAUAAAAUAAGCAAAACAUCAAAACCUACAUGACCGUUAGUAUUACUUAAGCUAAAGACACGACUGUUAAAUUCUAAGACUGAAAUUUGAACUUUUCUGGAGGUUACCUUCAUAACAGUGCGCUCGCAAACUAUCCGUAGAACGUUACUAAGUGGCUGACAUGUGCACCCGAAGGCUUCGUAGCGCUUCAGAUGCUGCACUGUGCUGAACUAAGCUGGUUUGACGUUAUAACACUGGACCUGCAUAUAAUAUGUGUCCUGUUCGUGCAACUAAAGUUGGGGGCAUUGGUAAAGGAUUGCGUUAAGCACUCGCUUGGCCUUCGAUGCUCCCCUAGUGCGAUGCGAGCUCAUCCACACGGCCUGGCGACGAGUCUGGCUAGACUGUGCUGUGGCCCGUGUACUUUUGGCAAAGACUGCAGUUAUUUUGUGCUGACAGUGCUUUCAUGCUCUGUGCUCGACAGUAUUUUUCAAUGCCUCCGUUAAAAGAAAAGAAAUAACCGGAAAGAUUUCGGUGCACACACUCUACAAAGGUGCACAUUGAAAAGCAGAGCUCUUUGUAAAGAAAUUAGUCUUAGAUAUGUUGCCUGUUGCAAAUUUUAGGGUAGCACCUUGGAUGUUGAUACGCUGGUGAGUUUGCGUUGGCGUGAGAUGGUGACUACACGAUGUGCUUGUUGCAUCACCGGACAAAUUCGCGCUGGGCCUUGUGGUCCGGGCAAAAACAAAAUGUUCGAUGCACAUGCGAUAUACAUGUAUGAUCAAUCAGGAAAUGUGUUUCUCGAUAGUGGAGUAAAUGUUGUGUUUUAUUUUUCGAUACCAUUUGCUCCAAACAGUGAGGAAUAUGACUGCUGAUUUCCGCGGUGCCCUUUGUUGUUUUGGUAACGCCCGACCGCGAACACCAGGGAAAGUUGUGAAGCGUAGGAUCUGAAAUAUUGUGAUUAUAUUAUUCCUACGCUGAAGAUUAAGUGUGGAUGAGCAUAAUUAAAAAUUACAGUAACCGCGAGAUAACGCGUAGACACAUGAGAUGAAGAACAUCUUCGUGACCUCAUUUGCAAGAAGGCUAUAUACACAAGAUUUGCCGAGUCUUUUGUGAUUUCUCAAGCGCGUGUUACAAUUAAUGCGCACUUCUGAAAAGUAAAGGUCACUGACAAUGAAUUAGCACAGCUCUAAUUAAUUAGACGGUUUGGGCGUGUCGGUACAGCUCUAAUGACAGCAAUGUUUCCCCCAAAGCUCCCCUUUUCCCAUCCCGAAAAAAGAAAGGAGGGCGUUGGGGAGAUGUCAUCGGUAAAUGUAUAUCGACCGAAGAGAUGAGAGCUGUUUAGGAGCUGGGGGACCAGCUUGCUCUAUAAGUGAGGCCCUUACAGUAUUGCUUUAUCAGAGAGGAUCAUUAGAAUAAAAAUGCUCGCUUUGUAGCUGAAAUUAAGGAGAUAAUUGAUUCAUUCAGCUCUUAAGAGAAAGCCUACACUCCGUAAAGAGGGCCAUUCUCGUUGUUAUGUUUGACGAAGCCAGUUUACUUGAGAUUUAUAUCAGCUCCGCCACUACAGAUGCAAAACAGUGGCGACGCUUGAUACGUUGAUCCACAGUGACAGGGGAUUAACAGAAGCUAAUCUAAAUGCACGGGUAAAGCUCAAAUGUGACAUCUAAGCUCGAUCAUGUAGAGGAGGAACCCCGUUCGACCAAGGGAAGAGAAAAAAAUAAAAUAUAUAUUUUUAAGUAUCGAACAAUUAUCAAGUGCGAAUCGACAAAGCAACGACGGCGCUUUAUCAUUUAUUAACCGAGAAUUUCAUUUCGUUCUUCAACUAUUGAGACUUUUUUUCGCAAAUGAUAAAGUACAGUCGACAUCUGGAAGCUGACCAGAGGAAACUGAAACGGUGUCAGUGUGAACAUGUGUCGACAAUAUUACGCACAAUAAAAUCGUUUUCUUUUCCAUUGCAA
Dermacentor albipictus is the source of this 7359-nucleotide messenger RNA. RefSeq names its product prohormone processing protease amontillado (gene amon). NCBI's taxonomy places the organism in Eukaryota, Metazoa, Arthropoda, Arachnida, Ixodida, Ixodidae. Gene Ontology annotation, biological process: peptide hormone processing. The record is from RefSeq and is a predicted model, not a curated record. Gene Ontology annotation, molecular function: serine-type endopeptidase activity. Gene Ontology annotation, cellular component: neuron projection; membrane.